AGAAAAGCGGGAAAUAAGAAUCAACAAAAACAGUGGGUAUUUGGAAAUAAAACUUUUGCCUUAUCUUCGCUAUGAAUGUCUACCCACAGUUCUAUGCACCACCUGGCAAGAACUCACCACAACAGACAAUUUGAUUGGCUUUCCCUCACAUCAACCAGAAUUUGGGUUAUAUAACAACUUUUCCAGAUCCUGGUGUAGUGAAGGUCCUUCAAGAUGUCACUUCUAGCAAGAAUGUUACCAAUUGUCUCCCCCUGGCUACAAACUGAUCCAGUAACCAAUGAAUUUAUUCAACAGAAAAUAUUAACUGAUGAAAGAAAUAUGGUGAUGUUUGGAGGACAAAAAACGGGCAAGACAUCACUGUUGUUCCAGACUGCUUUAUCAUUUGCUGGUGAAGAAUUGACUGUUAUGUUUAUAUCUCCACAGCCGUUGGCUAAGCUCCCAUUAACAGUUCAUGGCUUACUUGACCCAAAUGCUGCAAUUUUGAAAUCUGUUAAAUUUGUGUACCAUUCAACAGUGAAAGAAUUAAUAGACUAUUGUGCAUCAGUCCAUAUGAAGCAGUAUUAUCCAGAUGUUAUUAUAUUAGAUGAUCUAGAACAUUACAUUUCACAGUUAAAGAGUGAAGGUGUUGAUCAUGGAAUGGCUAAAAUCUGUGCCUUGUUGAUUGAUGCUGCCUCUUUUAUUAAACAACACAGUGAAAGUGGUAAAUGUAGAAUGUUGUUAUGUUUAUCAGAUAAAUAUAAAUCAUUACCAUCAAUAUGUAAACAGUUUGAUUUUAAUACUUUAUAUAUACAAGGUGCUGAUACAAACCAAUUUGACUUGAUAUACAAGACACAAGACAACAAAGAAUUAACAUCCAGUUACAUUUUGACAGAUACAGAUAUCAGAUUAAAUCAUAUUGUGUUAAAGUCUACAACCUGAUGUUUGUUCAUAUAUUGUUCAUCAUGAUAAAUUUACCAUGUAAAGAUUUAAGGACAACAAAAAAUAUAAACUUAUGCCAGAUAUUUUUGUGAUCCUCAGAUGUUUUAUUUGGACAUCAUAGAUGAAAUCUUGUUUUCUCUACCCUUGGUAGAAGCGGACAUUAACAUCAUGGCCAUUGGUGGAAGUGGACAUUAAACCCCCAUGGAAUGAAUGAAGACACUUUGUUUAGAGAAUACAAGCAGGGUGCAAAGAAAGAUCAGAUUAAAUUUGAGUCCAAAUCCUAGAAAAUGAAUGGGGUUUAAAAUUUACUCUUCUGCACUGAAUAGGCUAAGAAAAUUCUAGCAAACAUGGUAUCUAGAAAUGAUAAGUUUUGAAGGAGAGUUAUGUUUAAUGCAUUUGUUUUAAGAUCUUUUAUAUUUUUUAUUAUCUUGUUAUAGAUUUGAAAGAAAAUUAUUUUUGUUAUUAAUUAGACUAUGUUACAUUUUACUUACAGAUGAAAUGGGGUUUAACUCCUUAGUUUUCUGUAGCAACCGACUAAUGAAGACGGGCAUUGAACACCAUCAGUGCGCCAUGAUGGAAAUUUUGCUUGAACUUCCACCAUAUAUAAAUAUUUCCAAAUAUUUUGACAACAAUACCACAAUAUUUAUAUAUAUAAGAAGUCUUUUAGUUUCUCACAUUUAUGAUCAAUAAAUAAAUGGUCAUGUUGUAUUUAACAGAUUAUAACCAUUUAAACAUCAAUAGACCAAUAAGGUCAACAACAAGCAGCAAUUACAUCCAGGUAUUUCUGAGUGCAAAAUAGGUUAUGUGCCCUUACAUGCCAGCUCCUGCACCACUGACACACAGA
Molecule: messenger RNA, 1762 nt
Organism: Patella vulgata (common limpet)
Lineage: Eukaryota; Metazoa; Mollusca; Gastropoda; Patellidae
Product: ATPase SWSAP1
Exons: 8
Coding region: 214-918 (234 amino acids)
Biological process (GO): double-strand break repair via homologous recombination
Cellular component (GO): Shu complex
Molecular function (GO): single-stranded DNA binding
Source: RefSeq, a predicted model, not a curated record